Messenger RNA from Salarias fasciatus (jewelled blenny), 3551 nucleotides. RefSeq names its product CSE1 chromosome segregation 1-like (yeast) (gene cse1l). Gene Ontology annotation, cellular component: cytosol; nuclear envelope. The transcript has 25 exons. Gene Ontology annotation, molecular function: nuclear export signal receptor activity; small GTPase binding. Lineage: Eukaryota; Metazoa; Chordata; Actinopteri; Blenniiformes; Blenniidae. The record is from RefSeq and is a predicted model, not a curated record. Gene Ontology annotation, biological process: protein import into nucleus; protein export from nucleus. Bases 94 to 3009 code for a protein of 971 amino acids.
UCCGUUUGAAAGCUGUCUCGGCGAACUUCAACAGCACCACAGUCUGUGGCUCUCCAUCCCAUUUAAACCCAAAUCCACUGUAAAGCUGCUAACAUGGAGCUGAAUGACGGGAACCUACAAACCCUCACCGAGGUCCUCAGGAAAACCCUGGACCCAGAUCCAACUGUCAGGCGGCCAGCUGAGAAGUUUCUUGUGUCUGUGGAGGGAAAUCAGAACUACCCUUUACUACUUCUGACACUGCUGGAAAAAUCUCAAGACAACGUGAUUCGUGUCUGUGCUGCUGUUACCUUCAAAAACUACAUCAAGAGAAACUGGCGAAUAGUGGAAGACGAACCGAACAAAAUCUCAGAUCCAGAUCGAACAGCCAUUAAGGCAAACAUUGUAAAUUUGAUGCUGAGCAGUCCAGAGCAGAUUCAAAAGCAGUUGAGUGACGCGAUCAGCAUCAUAGGCCGGGAAGACUUCCCUCAGAAAUGGCCCGACCUUCUCACGGAGAUGGUGACUCGCUUCAGGAGCGGCGACUUCCACAUCAUCAACGGCGUCCUUCGCACUGCACACUCCCUCUUCAAGAGAUACCGACAUGAGUUCAAGUCAAACGAGCUCUGGUCUGAGAUAAAGCUGGUGCUGGACACAUUCGCCCUCCCAUUGACGGAGCUGUUCAAGGCCACCAUUGAGUUGUGUCAGACUCAUGCCACAGAUGUCAAUGCAUUGAAGGUCCUCUUCUCAUCCCUCACGCUCAUCUCAAAGCUUUUCUACAGUCUCAACUUUCAGGAUCUUCCAGAGUUUUUUGAAGACAACAUGGAAACCUGGAUGACCAAUUUCCACGGCCUUCUGACUUUGGAUAACAAGCUUUUACAAACAGAUGAUGAAGAGGAAGCGGGCCUGCUGGAGCUGCUGAAGUCUCAGAUCUGUGACAACGCUGCUCUUUAUGCUCAGAAGUAUGACGAAGAAUUCCAGCCCUACCUGCCGCGCUUUGUCACUGCUAUCUGGAACCUUUUAGUUUCCACUGGCCAGGGAGUCAAAUAUGACCUGCUCGUUAGCAAUGCCAUCCAGUUCUUGGCGUCGGUGUGUGAACGGCCACACUACAAGCAUCUGUUCGAGGACCAGAACACACUCACCAGCAUUUGUGAGAAGGUCAUUGUGCCCAACAUGGAGUUCAGAAGUGCCGACGAGGAGGCUUUUGAAGAUAACUCUGAGGAAUACAUCCGACGAGACCUCGAGGGAUCUGACAUCGACACUCGUCGCAGGGCAGCGUGCGACUUGGUGCGGGGUCUUUGUAAAUUCUUCGAGGGACCCGUCACAGCAAUCUUCUCCGGCUAUGUCAACUCCAUGCUGGGAGAGUAUGCCAAAAACCCCGGGGGGAACUGGAAACACAAAGACGCUGCCAUCUAUCUGGUCACAUCACUGGCAUCCAAAGCCCAGACACAGAAGCAUGGAAUAACACAAGCCAACGAAUUGGUGAAUCUCACAGAUUUCUUUGUGAACCACAUUCUUCCAGACCUAAAAUCCCCAAACGUUAACGAGUUCCCCGUGCUGAAAGCAGACGCCAUCAAGUACGUCAUGAUCUUCAGAAGUCAGCUUCCAAAAGAGCAGCUGCUGCAGGCAGUUCCUCUGCUGAUCACUCACCUGCAGGCUGAGAGCACCGUGGAGCACACUUACGCAGCGCACGCUCUGGAGCGGCUGUUCACCAUGAGAGGCCCCAACAACACUACGCUCAUCAGCUCUGCAGAAAUGGCACCUUUUACUGAACUGCUGCUCAACAACUUGUUCAAAUCUCUGGCCCUCCCUGGCUCUGCAGAGAAUGAAUACAUAAUGAAAGCCAUCAUGCGCAGCUUCUCCCUGCUGCAGGAGGCCAUUGUUCCCUACAUUCCCACUCUGAUUGGUCAGCUCACUCAUAAACUUCUUCUAGUCAGCAAGAAUCCCAGCAAGCCUCACUUCAACCACUACCUGUUUGAGUCCCUGUGCCUGUCAGUCCGCAUCACCUGCAAGGCCAACCCCGCCACCGUCGGCAGCUUCGAGGAGGCACUCUUCCCCGUCUUCACCGAGAUCCUGCAGAACGACGUGCAGGAGUUUCUACCGUACGUCUUCCAAGUGAUGUCUCUCCUCCUGGAGAUCCACUCCAACUCGAUCCCCUCGUCCUACAUGGCGUUAUUCCCUCACCUGCUGCAGCCGGUGCUUUGGGAGAGGACUGGGAACAUCCCCCCUCUGGUGCGCCUGCUGCAGGCUUACCUGGAGAAAGGAGGCGCCACCAUCGCAGCGUCCGCUGAAGAUAAGAUCCCUGGCCUGCUGGGAGUUUUCCAGAAGCUUAUUGCCUCCAAAGCCAAUGACCACCAAGGCUUUUACCUUAUCAACAGCAUCGUAGAGCACAUGCCUCCAGAAUCAAUCACUCAGUACAGGAAACAGAUCUUCGUUUUGCUCUUCCAGAGACUACAAAACUCCAAAACCACUAAAUUCAUCAAGAGUUUCUUGGUUUUCAUCAGUUUGUAUUGUGUCAAGUAUGGAGCGAUCGCACUGCAGGAAAUCUUCGACAGCAUUCAGCCCAAAAUGUUUGGCAUGGUGUUAGAGAAAAUAGUAAUUCCUGAGAUUCAGAAGGUGUCUGGCGCUGUAGAGAAGAAGAUCUGCGCUGUCGGCAUCACCAAGAUCCUGACUGAGUGUCCUUCCAUGAUGGACACCGAGUACACCAAACUCUGGACCCCGCUGCUCCAGGCCCUCAUCGGUCUGUUCGAGUUGCCAGAAGACGACAGCAUCCCGGACGACGAGCACUUCAUCGACAUUGAAGACACGCCCGGUUACCAGACGGCGUUCUCGCAGCUGGCCUUCGCAGGGAAGAAGGAGCACGACCCAAUCGGAGACGCCGUCAGCAAUCCCAGAAUCCUGCUGGCCCAGUCCCUGCACAAGCUCUCCACUGCCUGCCCCGGGAGGGUUCCCUCCAUGCUGAGCACCAGUCUGAACGCAGAAGCCCUGCAGUACCUACAGGGAUACUUACAGGCGGCCUCCGUGCAGCUGGUUUGAGACGGACGCUCACGGGAUUCCGGAGCGGAGCGACGCCGCUGCCUCGGCCGCCGUGACCCCGGAGAGGCAUCGGAGCGGCUGAACUCGCGGCGCCACAGACUCAGUUCGACUUAACCGUUCAUACGACCUGACCAGAGGAAUAAUCAUUUUGCUUGAAAUUAUGGUGUAUUCUCUGAAAGUGUUCUUUUUUUAAAAAAAAGAAAAACAAAAGAUUUUUAAAGAAAUGACCAAAAGUUAACAGUUGAGUUUCUCUUCAUUGUUUGGGCCGUAUGUUUACUGUGUGACCGGGGCUGAAACACAAUGGAAUACUGUGCUGUGACGCGGUUGUUAAAUGAAAUCAGAAGCAGAGACGAGGAAAACUGAUUCUGGAUCGCCGUACAUCUGAGUCGAGCAGGAGGGCUUUCUUUAGCAGGCUUUUUGUAUGUUUGGAUUUCAUUUACAGAUGAAGCUGUUAUCUGUGCUUGAUCGGUUUUGUUGCAUGUUUCCUCUAGAUUAGCCUGUUUUCGCACUGUUGAUUAAAGUGAAUAAAAAGCGGCACUUGC